Drosophila bipectinata is the source of this 1606-nucleotide messenger RNA. RefSeq names its product Spindle assembly abnormal 6 (gene Sas-6). Gene Ontology annotation, biological process: centriole replication. NCBI's taxonomy places the organism in Eukaryota, Metazoa, Arthropoda, Insecta, Diptera, Drosophilidae. The record is from RefSeq and is a predicted model, not a curated record. Gene Ontology annotation, cellular component: centriole; centrosome.
AUCUCGAGCUGCUAAUGUUAUCGAUCAACCAAAAGUCCAUCGAAUUGGCUUUGUUUACUUUUGAAAUUUAAAAAAUAUUGACAAAAAUCGCCCGGUUUAAUAAAAAUGUGGGCGCCAGCCUCCGAAGACAGCUAUUUUGCAAAUAUGGAAUACAGUAAGAAUGUCGUCAAUAUUCUUCCCAGCGCCGAGAUGUUGGUUUGUUUUAGGGGCGAAAUGAUGCGACCUAACAAGCGGGCUUGUUUACUGUACGCAGAGCGAAUGGAUUUUAAAGAGCUUAUACAACUACGCCUAGCAGAGAAAGCUGACCAGCGUCGAAUGUAUAUCACCACUGUGGACAGCACCUCCUUUAAUGAACUAAAACAGGAUCAAUCGCUGAAUGUGACCUUUGCAGGGUUCAUGGAGAAUGUGGUGCGUAUGCUAAAGGAUUGCCAAUCCGGAAAACUAGAGCUCCAUUUAUCAGCCAGGGAUCAAAACGCAUCUGCUGGAAGUGCCGGUCAAUCCAACGAUUAUCACCUACAGUUUGUAGAAAUUCGAUCCUUCAAAAACCUAGUUCACCUGUGUCUACCAUGCCGAUCAGCUCCUUUGAAUACAGUGUUAUUCUACAUAAACAUCAUGCUGGAUGCUUCUAACAAAAAACAGUUCUUGCUAGAGCAGAAUAUGCAGCAACUUCAGGUGGAAAUUAACUCCCAACGGUCCCAUAUGGAACGGUUGAGUACCGAAAACAGUCAAUUAAGGGAAGCAUUGUCGGAAAACACCCGAGUUCUCGAGGAAAAGCAUGCCACAGAGAUUCAACAAUGGCAGGAAAAGGUAUCAAAAGUGAACGAACAGCGCAGUAAUGAACUUGAAAGAAAUCGUCGAGCUAUAUCAGGUCUACAGUCUCAGCUGGAAAAGGCCACACUCGACAAAAAUGAUCUCAAAAAUCUCCAAGAACAGACCGAAAAGCGCUGUCAAGCUCUGGGUGAUGAAUUAUCCUCGUGCCAGUCCAGAAUCGGAACUUUAAAAGAUCAGAAUGACAAACUACAGGUAGAUAUUCUUAAUGCUAGGAAGCAGGAGCGUAAGUUGGAGUACAAAAUCGAGGACCUUAAACAGCACACAUCAGAACUCCAGGAAAACAUACAAAAGGGAAAUAAAGAAAAGGCUAAUAUUGCCGCGGAGCUUGAAGCUGAGAAAAAAAUUCUCAACACGAAGCGACAAGCUCUAGAAAUGGCUUCCGAAGAAAUUUCCAAAGCAAAUCAGAUUAUACUGAAGCAGACCCAGGAACUAGUCAACCACAAGAAGACCAUAGCCUGGCGCACUGAAGUAGCACUGCAGCAGGAGAAAGCUGUCCAGGAAAAAGAAAAACUGUUGGUUUUGAGGGAAGAUGAACUUCGACAGGCUCGAAUAACAAUCGAAAAGCUAAGGGAAGAAAUUCCACAGCAACUGCAAACUAUGCGGCAAUUUGCCCAAGGCCUUGAGCAGAAAUAUUCCAAACAGAUACUCACACUAAAAGAACGAUUAAACAUACCCACCGGCAAGGAAAAUCGCCGAUAGUUUUACUUAUUGUUAAUUUAUUCUCGUUUUGUACAAGUUCAGUAAAAGUAGUUGUAUUGUUCGGCUCUAGUCAUAA